AUGGAUGCAGAUAUGGAAAGCUUAAAAACACCAUUGGAGGGUGUUAAAAAGGACCUUCAAGGAAGAGCGGAGUUCUACAAGGAUGAUUGGACGACUGGUCUCUAUUCAAAAACGGCAAUAUUGGCCCCAACUACCUAUAUUUUCUUUGCUUCUGCUCUUCCAGUCAUUGCCUUUGGCGAGCAGCUAAGUAGAGACACAGAUGGAAGCUUGAGCACUGUAGAAGCGCUGGCUUCUACAGCUAUUUGUGGAAUCAUACAUUCAAUUUUGGGUGGCCAGCCUCUCUUAAUCGUAGGAGUAGCUGAGCCCACUAUCAUUAUGUACACCUAUUUGUACAACUUUGCCAAAGAGAAGGAUUCCGUGGGACGAGAACUCUUUUUAGCUUGGGCAGGAUGGGUUUGUGUAUGGACUGCUCUCUUGCUAGUUCUUCUAGCAAUAUUCAAUGCUGGAAAUAUAAUCAAUAGAUUCACAAGGAUCGCAGAUGAGCUUUUUGGCAUGUUGAUCACAGUCUUGUUCAUUCAAGAGGCUAUAAAGGGAAUUGUAAGUGAGUUUAAUGUUCCUAAAGAGGGAGACCCAACAUUGGAAAAGUACCAUUUUAAUUGGCUGUAUGCAAAUGGAUUGAUGGGCAUUAUAUUCACCUUUGGCCUUCUCUUUACGUCUUUAAAUAGCAGAAGAGCAAGGUCAUGGUUAUAUGGCACAGGGUGGCUUAGAAGUUUCAUUGCAGACUAUGGAGUACCUUUCAUGGUGGUGGUGUGGACAGCACUAUCAUUCUCAGUACCGAGUAAAGUGCCUUCUGGAGUUCCUAGAAGGCUCACCUCUCCUCUUGUUUGGGAGUCUACAUCUUUAUAUCACUGGACAGUAAUCAAAGAUAUGGGGAAAGUUUCUCCGUCAUAUAUUUUUGCUGCUUUUAUUCCUGCCAUAAUGAUAGCGGGGCUUUACUUCUUUGACCAUAGUGUUGCUUCCCAGAUGGCACAACAGAAGGAAUUCAAUCUCAAGAAACCUUCUGCAUACCACUAUGACAUAUUGUUGCUGGGACUAACGACUUUGCUUUGUGGAUUGAUUGGCUUACCUCCUUCAAAUGGAGUUCUUCCUCAAUCUCCUAUGCACACUAAGAGCCUCGCUGUUCUCAAGAAACGGAUGAUCCGAAAAAAAAUGAUUAAAAGUGCUAAGGAAAGCAUAAAUCUUAAAGCUAGCAAUUCUGAAAUUUAUGGAAAUAUGCAUGCGGUGUUUAUAGAAAUGGAUAACUGCCCAGAUAAUCAUUCAGUGGACAAAGAACUAGAGGAUUUGAAAAAUGUUGUCUUAAACGGUGAAGACAAUGGACAUGACAAAAAGAGUAACUUUGAUCCUGAAAAACACAUUGAUGCAUAUUUGCCUGUCAGAGUAAAAGAGCAGAGAGUGAGCAAUCUCUUACAAUCAAUCUUUGUUGGAGCAUCAGUCUUUGGCAUGCCUGCCAUAAGAAAGAUACCAACUUCAGUUCUGUGGGGAUAUUUUGCUUACAUGGCCAUUGAUAGUCUUCCAGGAAAUCAAUUUUGGGAAAGGAUCUUACUCCUUUUUGUAACACCUAGUAGGUGGCACAAGUUGUUGGAAGGGGAUCAUGCUUCCUAUGCUGAGUCAGUACCUUACAAAUACAUAGUAUUGUUUACACUCUUCCAAUGUAUGUAUUUCUUGGUUUGCUUUGGAGUGACAUGGAUUCCCAUAGUUGGAAUAUUGUUCCCCUUGCCUUUCUUUUUCCUGAUAACACUGAGGCAGCAUAUACUCCCCAAGUUGUUCAAGCCUCACCAUCUUAGGGAACUGGAUGCAGCUGAAUACGAAGAAAUAGUUGUUUCUCCAGGACUAACUUUCAAUAGGUCUUUCAAGGAGGGAGAAUCACCAAGAGAUGAAUCAAUGGAAAUAGUUGAUGCUGAAAUAUUAGAUGAGUUAACUACAAAUAGAGGGGAGUGGAGGGUUAGAAAUGUCAGCUUUAGUGAGGAAAGAAACCCCCAGGUGUACUCUGAGGAAACCGGAUCUCCAGAUCCAAAUCCAACUUGUUAG
Vigna radiata var. radiata (mung bean) is the source of this 2028-nucleotide messenger RNA. RefSeq names its product boron transporter 4-like. NCBI's taxonomy places the organism in Eukaryota, Viridiplantae, Streptophyta, Magnoliopsida, Fabales, Fabaceae. Bases 1 to 2028 code for a protein of 675 amino acids. The record is from RefSeq and is a predicted model, not a curated record. Gene Ontology annotation, biological process: transmembrane transport; monoatomic anion transport; monoatomic ion homeostasis. Gene Ontology annotation, molecular function: solute:inorganic anion antiporter activity. Gene Ontology annotation, cellular component: plasma membrane. The transcript has 13 exons.